AUGCCGUUCGUGCCGCUCGCGGAGAUGCUCGAGUGCGGGUGGCGCUACCCGGGCCCGCGGAUCGCGGCGCAGAUGCAGGCGGAGCAGAGAGAGCAGCAGAUGGCGCAGAUGGCGCAGCAGCAGCAGCAGCAGCAGCAGCAGCAGCAGCAGCAGCAGCAGCAGCAGCAGCAACAGCAACAGCAGCAGCAGCAGCAACAACAACAGCAGCAGCAACAGCAGCAACAGCAGCAGCAGCAACAACAGCAGCAGCAGCAGCAAUUCGCUCAACAGCGCGCGAUGCAAGAGCGACAACAGAGAGAACAGCAACAGCGUCAAGGCCAGAGCCAAGGCGGCGGCACGCUCUUCGGGAGCCCGCCCUCGCGCGGCGGCGCGGGCUCCUCCUCCGCGUGGCCGAACGCGCCGCCGCCGGCGAUGCCGAGCGGCGGGAUGCGUUCGCUCGAGGACAUCGAGGGCGCGGCGGUCGGCGGCGGGAGAAACGGGAACGCCGCGAACGACGGACAACAUCACCAGCAGCAGCAGCAGCCCGCGCUGCUGGCGAACCUGUUCGGGUCCGCGACCGCGAACGCGGGCGGCGCGGCGCCGCCUCCGAUGCCGACGAUGCCCGGCGGGGGGAUGUCCAUGGACGAGAUCGAGCGACGCAUGAACGGCGGCGGCGGCGGCGGCGGCGGCGGUGGGGGUCUGCCCUCCGCGCCGCGGCCCGGGUCUUUCGGCGACGCGGCGCCCGCGUGGGGAGGCGCGCCGGCGGACGGCGGGUGGGUCAGCGCGACGCCGCCGAAGGGCGCGCCGCCGGACUUGAACCACGUCCAGCAGCAGCAACAACGCGCCGCCGCCGCCGCAAACGCCGCGAGGCAGCCGGAGACGGUGCCCGCGUCGCCGCCGAGGCAGCCCGCGUGGGGCGGCGCGGCCGCCGCGGUCGCGACGACCGCGUCCGUCCAGGGCGGCCAAUCGCUGCAGGAUAUCCAGCGCGAGGAGGAGGAGAAGGCUGCGCGGCGACGCGAGGCGAUGGAGGCGCAGCGAAUGGCGAACCCCAUAACCGCGGGGGGCGCCGCGUUGGGCUCGGCGUGGGGCGGGGCCCGCGGCGGGGGGAAGUCUCUGCUCGAGAUUCAGGAGGAGGAGCUGCGCGUCGCGCGUCAGCGCGCGGAGUCGCAGCGGCAGUCGGCGGCGCCGACCGCGGCGCAUAUGAUGGGCGGCGGCGGCGGCGGCGGCGCGUGGGGCGGCGGCGCGACGCCGCACUCGGUGACGUCCGCGCCCGCGGGCGGCGGCGGCGGCGGCGGCGGAUUUUGGGAUUCCCUCCCCGUGGCGGCGUCGCACCCCGCCCCCCCCACCCCGAGCCAACAACAACAGAUCCAACAGAGCGGCGGCGGGUUCCCCGGCAAGACCCCCGCGUCGAAGCUCCCCGGCGUCGCGGUCGCGCCGCUCGUCGCGCCUCCGUCGGCGCCGGCGUCCACGUCGCCGACGACGGGGGCGGAAUUCAAGGCGUGGGUGAAGGACGAGAUGCUCGCGCUCAACGGCAGCGACGACACGACGCUCGUGGACUUCCUCGUGUCGCUGCCGUCCGCGGGGGAGGUGACGGAGUACGUGCAGCUGUACUUGGGCGACACCGCGCGCGCGGCGUCGUUCGCGAACGAGCUCAUUCGCUUGAAGCGGACGAAUCCGGGAAUCGUGGCGGGCGGCGGCGGCGGCGGCGACGGGUUUUCGCAGAGGAGCGGAGGAUGGGAGGGCGCGAGCGGCGGGAAGAAGAGCAAGAAGAAGGGGAAGAAGUGAGCCGUCGUCACGAUGUGAUGUGAUGACGACGCGUCUUCUCUUCCUUCUGCGCGUCUUCUUCUUACUUUCUCUGGAUAGGAUAUUAGCAGGGUGAACGUGACGGGUGUUUGUUGUGCGAUGAACGUCGAC
Molecule: messenger RNA, 1893 nt
Organism: Micromonas pusilla CCMP1545
Lineage: Eukaryota; Viridiplantae; Chlorophyta; Mamiellophyceae; Mamiellales; Mamiellaceae
Exons: 1
Coding region: 1-1764 (587 amino acids)
Source: RefSeq, a predicted model, not a curated record